AUGCAAUUUCUUGUAUUGUUUUUAUGCAGGUUAUUUUCCAAAUGUUGCUAGAUAUAUUUUUAAAUAAUAUAUGUUAUUUUGUAUGUGUGUCCUUGUAUUUUUAGCUCGAAAAAUUGCAGGCCCUGGGGUUAAGGUGGGUUUUACUUCUCUCCAAGCCUGGAAAAAAGCCAAACAAUUGGGUGUCUGAGGUUUUGGCACCCCGCUGCCAGCUGAGUGAGACAUCACAUACAUGCCUUGAACGAAUUAAGGGCAUGUAUGAUAUUGUUAUUCAAGGCUGGACCCCACAUGUAAUUGAAAGUUCAUCAGCCCCAGUUGAACCCCCAACAGGACCACCAAUGGUCAUAUCAAAUCAGCAGGAAGCAGUGGCCCUGCUUAAUCCCCCAACAGCUCCAACGGGACCUCCAGCAGCCCUUAUUGGACCACCGAAGUCCCCAAUUGGACAGUCAGUGUCCUCUUUAGCACCCUCGGUAAAGCAAUCCCAGAACCUGGGGAAAAGACCCCACUCCCCAGAAGGACCUUCAGCAGCCUCCCCAGUUUCUUUUGAAAAAGAUGAAGUUGUGGAAGGAGGCUGUCCUGCUCCCACUAUUGUGCGGCCGAAUAAAAGGAAAGUGGAAGUUGUGGAAGGAGGCUGUCCUGCUCCCACUACAGUGCGGCCGAAAAAAGGAAAGUCAAAAGCAUGUUAG
Xyrauchen texanus (razorback sucker) is the source of this 683-nucleotide messenger RNA. RefSeq lists its product as uncharacterized. Lineage: Eukaryota; Metazoa; Chordata; Actinopteri; Cypriniformes; Catostomidae. The transcript has 5 exons. The record is from RefSeq and is a predicted model, not a curated record. Bases 252 to 683 code for a protein of 143 amino acids.